Molecule: messenger RNA, 2944 nt
Organism: Rhododendron vialii
Lineage: Eukaryota; Viridiplantae; Streptophyta; Magnoliopsida; Ericales; Ericaceae
Product: probable leucine-rich repeat receptor-like protein kinase IMK3
Exons: 2
Coding region: 229-2706 (825 amino acids)
Biological process (GO): protein phosphorylation
Molecular function (GO): ATP binding; protein binding; protein kinase activity
Source: RefSeq, a predicted model, not a curated record
CCAAAAGAUUCCUUCCUUUUAUCCACCCCGCUCUCUCUCUGAUCACGUGCCCCACGACAGGACCCCCACCUCUCUACAGCACCUGCCACUACAAAAACCUCGUCAAAAUAUUUUCACUUUCCCUGUUUUAACUCUGUUCAUAUGAGCACUUCACAAACCCACAAAUUCCUUCUUCUCUUUCAACUCUUUGGUUGAUCUCUCUCUACAUUCCACUAGAGUUCCUUACCUAUGGAGUGUCAAAAUGGAUUUUCCAAAUACCCAUUUCGAAACCCUGCAAAAACAGAGCCCAACCGGUGUCGAAUUUCGAACAAAAACAAGAACAGGAAGUGGAAAAACCCUCAAUCCACAUUCUUGAUCCUACUUCACCUACUGGUUUUGAUUGUCCGACCCAUCUCGACCCAAUCCGAUUGGGACGGCGUAGUCGUCACCCAAUCCGAUUACCAGUCCCUCCAAGCUUUCAAACACGAAUUGGUCGACACGAGAGGCUUCUUGAAGAGCUGGAACGACAGCGGGUACGGAGCUUGCUCGGGCGGCUGGGUGGGAAUCAAGUGUGCAAAGGGUCAGGUGAUAGUGAUCCAGCUCCCAUGGAAAGGGUUAGGCGGCCAAAUCUCCGAAAAAAUCGGACAGCUCCAGGCUCUCAGAAAGCUCAGUCUCCAUGACAACAUGAUUGGGGGUCCCAUCCCUACAGCUUUGGGGUUUCUUCCCAACCUCAGGGGAGUUCAGCUCUUCAACAAUCGGAUUUCGGGUACUAUCCCUCCUUCACUGGGGUCAUGUCCCCUGCUUCAAAACCUUGAUUUUAGUAACAACUUACUCACUGGUUCAAUCCCCUAUGGCCUUGCGAAUUCCACAAAGCUUUUAAGCCUUAAUCUUAGCUUCAAUUCAUUAUCUGGGUCAAUCCCAACUAGUCUCACUCAAUCACCUUCUCUGAUGUCCCUUUCUCUUCAGUACAACAACCUCUCUGGCUCAGUACCAGAUACUUGGGGUGGGAAUGGAACAAACAAGAAUGGUGUUUCUCCACUUGAGUCUUUGACACUUGAUCAUAACUUCUUUUCUGGAGGAAUUCCUCCUUCUUUAGGGAAGUUAGUUGAGCUCCAAGAGCUUUCCCUUGGUUCCAACCAAUUCAAUGGAACAAUCCCAGAUGGAAUUAGCAGCCUCUCUACGCUUAAAAGUCUAGACCUUUCUAGUAACGCUAUAAGUGGAAGCAUACCUUUGAGUCUCUCCGAUUUAUCCUCACUCACUGUCCUCAUCUUGAGGGAAAACCGACUCACCGAUCAAAUUCCGGCCACCAUUGGGAACAUUUCAACCCUCACUCAACUUGAUUUAGCUUAUAAUAAUCUAAGUGGGGAAAUCCCUGCUUCUCUUGGUGAUCUCCCACAUCUUGUUUUAUUCAAUGUUUCGUAUAACAACUUAUCUGGUCCUGUUCCAAUUACUCUGUCUCAAAAGUUCAAUUCAAGCUCCUUUGUGGGUAAUCUUCAGCUAUGUGGGUAUAGUGGUUCUAACCCAUGCCCUUCUCUAUCUCCUCCUCCAUCUACCACUUCUCCCUCUUCGGAAAACCCCAAGAAUCGAAAACUAAGUACCAAAGACAUUAUCCUCAUAGCAGCUGGGGCCCUGCUCAUAGUUCUACUGUUACUAUGUUGCAUUUUGAUCUGUUGCUUGCUCAGGAAAAGAGCUGAGGAAAAAGAAAGGGCUGGACCGGCCGCCAGCAGAGCAAGGGCGGAGAAGGGUAGUGCUCCAGCUGCAGGUGGUGAAGCGGAGGCCAGUGGGGAGGGCGGCGGAAAGCUUGUCCAUUUCGAUGGGCCUACCACUUUUACAGCCGACGAUCUUCUGUGUGCAACUGCAGAGAUAAUGGGGAAGAGCACAUAUGGGACUGUUUACAAGGCCACAUUGGAAGAUGGAAGCCAAGUUGCAGUGAAGAGAUUGAGAGAGAAGAUUACAAAAGCUCAGAGGGAGUUCGAAACUGAGGUUAAUCUGCUUGGUAAAGUCCGGCAUCCAAAUCUUUUGGCCUUGAGGGCUUAUUAUUUGGGUCCAAAAGGAGAGAAACUUCUUGUUUUCGACUACAUGGCUAAGGGGAGUCUUGCAUCUUUCCUCCAUGCUCGCGGCCCUGACACGCCUGUCAAUUGGCAAACAAGGAUGAAGAUUGCGCAAGGGACUGCCCGAGGGCUUCUUUAUCUUCACACCCAAGUGAACAUAAUCCAUGGAAACCUCACCUCAAGCAACGUCCUUCUUGAUGAUCACACGAACGUGAAAAUUGCAGAUUAUGGGCUUUCACGACUAAUGACACCUGCGGCCAAUUCCAACGUGAUAGCCACCGCAGGUGCACUGGGAUACCGUGCACCCGAGCUCUCCAAGCUCAAGAAAGCUAACACCAAGACUGAUGUAUACAGCCUUGGUGUCAUAAUUUUGGAACUUUUGACAGGGAAAUCCCCUGGUGAGGCGAUGAACGGUGUGGAUUUGCCGCAGUGGGUUGCCUCUAUAGUGAAAGAGGAGUGGACUAAUGAGGUGUUUGAUUUGGAGUUGAUGAGGGAUGCUUCUACAAUUGGUGAUGAGUUGUUGAAUACUUUGAAACUGGCUUUGCAUUGUGUUGAUCCCUCACCGUCGGCGCGGCCGGACGUUCAGCAGGUGCUCCAGCAACUGGACGAGAUUAGGCCGGAAAUUGCCACGAGUCCCGGCGAUGAUGGCGGUACAGCGCCUUCCACAAGUGAGUGAGAUUGGAGUAUUAGGAAUUUGGUGGUAGUAUUUUUAGGUGCUAGGAGGAGAGAUUACUCCCCUUAUUCUUUCAUUCUUGAAUUUUUGAUAUUGAGUGUUGUGUUGUUCUCGUUUAGUGCCCGUAAAUGAGUAACUUGUUUCUUUUUUCCUUAUAGAUGUUUUCAGUUUGUAUUAGAGAACAGUCUUGGAAUCUAAUUGAUUGAUGGUUAACUCUUUCUUGACGACCCCUUCUACAAAA